Messenger RNA from Blastomyces gilchristii SLH14081, 4561 nucleotides. RefSeq lists its product as uncharacterized. The record is from RefSeq and is a predicted model, not a curated record. NCBI's taxonomy places the organism in Eukaryota, Fungi, Ascomycota, Eurotiomycetes, Onygenales, Ajellomycetaceae. Bases 259 to 1809 code for a protein of 516 amino acids. Gene Ontology annotation, molecular function: protein binding. The transcript has 4 exons.
GCCUUUUGCUCUCCUCCGCCACCCGUCAUCUUCCAAGCUUCCCAUUUUCAACCCCACCAUUUCCUCAGGUCCGCUGCCUGGGAAACAAUCAAAUGCUUUUGGGAUAUUUAGUCUGGAUUUAACUUCUACAUACAUAUAUAUUUAUCUGCAUCAUUUACCCAUCCCACGGCCUAUCUUAUUAACCCCAGCAAUCAAUUGAACGAAUCCAUCUGAGCCCGAUAUCUGCCCCGCCUGCCGCGAACAACCUCCGCCCGCACAAUGCCAAAACCGAAAACACUACUAAAGGAAGCGAAGACGAAAAGGAAAACAAGGAAUACUGAGCCUGAAAGCGCAGACGAAUACCUUGCUACUGGCGUCGAACUAGAAGAAGCCGGGGAAAAAUGGCGAGCCGGAGAUGCCGUCAAGUCCAUGCGGUUUUUCAUGCGUGCCAUUGAAAUGUACGAUACGGGUCUGAGGAGGUUUCCGAAUUCGUUUGAUUUGGCAUACAAUAAGGCACGGAUACAAUACGAAAUAACCCAGCAUCCAAAACUAGCAACCCAACUCCCCGCCCCAGCUGUCGAAAUCCUCCACAUCGCGCUCAAGUCCCACAGACACGCCCUAACCCUCCAACAAGACAAUGCGGAAAUCCUCUUCAACACCGCGCAGGUAUUGACGAGCUUAGCAGAGGCGAUUAUAGAUGGGAGACGGGCCACCGAGAACCAUACGCAGGAAGCCUCGAGAUAUUUGCAGGAGGCGUUGGAUCUUUUCCAGCGAUGUCUAGGUGUACAGGAGCUGCGGUUUACGGAAGGACAGCAUCAGCAUGCUAUGGCGAAGUCCAGAGCCUUUGAUCGCGAUGAGCAGCAAGCAAAUUUGGAAACAGACCGGGCGAUGGAGGGCGCUGAAGCUGGAACUGGAACUGGAAUAGGAGCUACGGAACCCACACAGUCGGAACAGUGGGCUACAGUCAUCGAACCGGUAACCAAGGAUACGCUUGUUGACACCGCUGUGGCGCAGUUGGAAACAUUGGCCACGUUUUGCGGGUUACUUACGUUUGAUCCUGGCAGUACUCUUGCGUGGGUCGAGGAGUAUUCUGCGGUGCUGCUAAAGGAGAAAAUCGCGGCGUACGUUGAGGGAACAGACAGGCAGAACGAGGUAGCGCUCGCGCGCGCCAAGUUCAUUUCAACGUUGGCGGAAGUCUCGUUCCGGAGUGGGAGGAUUGAUUUUGACACGUACAAGAACGAAGUGAGCGCGGCGUUUGGAGAUGUGAAGGAUUUGCCGGGAAAUCCGGGGGCGCUUUGCAGCCAAGCAGAGUCGCUGGUGGCGUUCAACUCUACCAUGGCAGAUUGCGACCAGCCGGACAACGAGGAAGCGUUGAAUAGGCUGUUGACGCUACGAUGGCAAGCGCUAUCGUCCGCUCUAGAUUCCCUUACCGCAGCAACAAAGCUUCCCGAGGCCCAAAAUUUGCCCAAGAUCCACCUUGCGCGAGGAGACGUUGAGAUGUAUCGGUGGCGCUUGGGUGGGCAGCCUUGGAGCUAUAAGAUAUCGCAUGAGAAUGCCUCGACACUCCUGAAGAAUGCGCAGACAUAUUAUCGCGGAGCAGCUGCUCUUGCCGGGAGGGAUGGAUUAACAGAACAGUGUCAAGAAGGGACAGCGAAAGAAGCAUUUGCCUUUGCUCUCGCGGGCGACAUGCAGAAAAUGGAAGAAUUGAUAGCCAGCUCGGAAAAGGAAUUGAGGCAGAUAGCGGAGGAUAUGGUUGACGAUGGGCUGGUCUCGGCGGAGGAUAUGGAUGGACUUUUCCGGAAAGUUGACCCGGACGAGAUCGUGUUCUGAGAUCUGUACAUACGUACAAGCCCGGCGCUAUGCCCUGUAAUUUUAAGAUCCCGAGUUGGUAACCCCACACAUGACAUACACUCGCUAUCGAACCACACAAGUUCCCGUUGUAAAUACAAAAACAUAAUCAUGGCCGUUGAGCGGCCUUAAUUUCAUCGUCCAUUUCCUGCGCCUCUUUACGCAGGGUAUGGUUUGCGUCAAACUCCGUCGUAGCGGCCGCUGCGCCUUCCACGUCGCUAAUGACAGCUUCAAGGCCAGAUAAUAAUUGCUCAAUCUCCCGUCUCUGAGAUGCGACUUUCUCGGAAAGCUGGGCAUUCUCCUUCUGCACGGUUUCCAAUUUCGUAUUUAGCGAAGCCUGGGCUUCUGACAGAUACGGCGCAAGGUGCGCUUGGUAAAGCUCGUUCGCGCCUAGAGUGUGAGGCCUAUAACAAAAAGAAACACAAAAGAAGGUUUUUAGUAUACCCAAUGCAGAACCAAUUUACAUCUUCCCAGGGGCAAAAAGAAUACAAAAAGAAAGGGUUGGAGAAAGGGGGGGGGGGGAGGAGGGGGGACAAAGACUCACGGCACACUCGCCUCCCCUUCUCCAUUCUCCCUCCGCAACCUCGCCUCCCCAACCAACCGAUCCAACUCAUUCAACCCCUUAACCACCUCCCUCUCCCUCAAUACAUCCUCAAACUCCGCGCGCGCGCUCUCUUCUAGCUUCGCAUUCAGCUGUCUCCAGACAGACUCGAGGCUAUGCGGGACACGUUUAGCCGGCGUGGGGAAGCAGGCGGCGAAGUUCGCGUAGGAAUUAGCGCGUAUGGUGCGUAGGAGGGCUUGGGAGAAGACUUGUUGGAGGCGCACGGCGCGGGGCCCGGGUGUCAGAGGGACUGGAGCUGGAGGCGGUGGGGAGGGGGAGGCGGGGUUUUGCUGCUGUUGCUGUUCUUGUUGUUGUUGGGUGUGGCCAUUUGGCGCGGGAGGGGUUGGUUGGGGUGUCAUUUUCCCAUCUGAAGGGUGUUAAGGGCUACUCUACUGCGGGUAGAGAGCAAUUGGAUAGAUAGGGCGGAGAAGGUGUUUAGAUCGAGGUGACCGGGAUGGCUUGCUCACGGGCUUGGGGGUCGCGCCUUGGCCCAGACGCGAGAUCACAUGAUGUCAAUCUGGAUCAGCGCUAAACUUCUUAGCUUUUUAAAAGGGUAACUUAGAUUAGAGAGCGGUUGAAACUCUAUCUAUCUGAAAUAUAUUCGAUUCCACAACUUUGUACUCCGUACGGAGUACUGAGCACAGCAGUCCUAAUUCGCCAGUUUCAACUCUAGCCAGACAGGAAACUAUCAAUCCCUAUUGACCUCAGACCAAAGUAUCGAAAAUCAAAAGAUUAACAUAAAACGAAAAUUCAUUCCAUAACCCAUUAUUUGGAAAAUUCAUUCGACAACAUAACCUAGUUAUUAAAUACCCAGGAAAAGCAAAGAUGUAGCGCCAUCCAACGUCAAAAACGCCGCGCUGCCAAGUUCGUCUUCCCAUUACCGAGCAUAUCAAUCAAGCAAUUAAUUCAAUACUUUAAUCCCAUUAUUUAAAUAAAAAGAGAGAUUUAAAACCCAUCCCUCAAUAUCCACCUUGCGAACCAAGCCCCGGAGCCACGUAUCCACUAGCCGACAUCUGCUGUUGCUGUUGUCGUUGCUGUUGUUGUUGCUGUGCAGCAGCUUGUUGAGCCUGCAACUGAUUCAAAUCCUGAAACCAGGGAUGGCGCAACGCAUCAGCAGCGCUAAUGCGCAUUUCAGGACGAAGUUGCAACAUGCGAUUCAACAAAUCCAAUCCUAACUGGUCGAUCUGUGGUAGGAUCAGACGGAGAUCCUGCGUCGCAUACACUUGGAAGUUGGGUUUGUAUUCGGGGAACUGGGAGAUACCGGGCCAGGAGCGUUCGGAUGGAGUGCCCAUUAGCCGGAAGAUCUUUUGAAGCUGGUCCUCAUUUGUCGUGCCGGGGAACAGAGGGCGCCCUGUAUACAUCUCUGCCAUGAUGCAGCCAGCAGACCAGAUGUCGAUGCUGGUGUUGUAGGUCCUGCUGCCCAGGAGGACGUCCGGGGCGCGGUACCAGAGGGUGACGACUUCGUUGGAGAAGGUGUUUACGGGUAUUCCGAAGGCGCGGGCGAGGCCAAAAUCGCCCAACUUUAGCUGGCCCUUGGUGUUGAUGAGGAGGUUCUGCGGUUUGAGAUCGCGGUGGAGGACUCUGUUUUCAUGGCAGAAGGCGAUGCCGCGCAGCAGCUGCUGCAUGAAGGAUUUGAUGGUGACGUAGUCGAGUUGGCCGCGGUCGCCGCGCGAGUCCAUGUAGCGCUUGAGAUCCUUGUCCAUGAACUCGAAGACGAGCAUGAGUUUGUUCUCGGUGUGGAUAACGUCGUAGAGGGAGACGAUGUUCUCAUGCUUUAGUUCCUUCAUGAGUGAUAUUUCUCGGAUGGCGGUGGAUGGAGUGCCUUCUUCGGAGUCUAGGUGGAUUUCCUUCAGCGCGACCAACUCACCGGUCUGGCGGUUGCGCCCUUUGAAGACCUGUUCGCGAGUAUCAUAUUUAGCAAGGGUCGUGAUUGGAGAGGUAGGAACCUAGUUAAGGGAUAUAUAGGAAACGAUCGCGUCACGUACGGUAGCAUAAGUUCCUUCGCCAAGCUAGAUGAGAAAUGUUAGUUAGAGAAAAUAAAAACGAAAGUCUUCGAAUACAACUUCAAAAUCAGUAUGCUACAUACUUUCUCAAGCUGCUGAAAUGAGUUGGGUGGUUGUCGUUUGUCCAUUG